AUGUCUCGUGCACGUACUUCAGAUGAAAUUUGGUGGGCAAGAAUUUUGGAUAGAGUUGACGAAUUUUUACAUAAUUAUCCAAAAUUACCAAAACAACUGUUACCAGAAAGCAGCGACGAUAAAACUGGCAAAGUAUACAUAAUUGGUAUUGCUUCAGCUGUACGCGAGGAUGUUAUUUCCCGGCUUCAAGAUUUUUUCAAGGUUCCAAACGGUGGAGUUGUUGACGAUCCUCCCAUAAAAGUUUCUGUACAACCUCUUCACUACAAUCCUGAUGGAAGUGGGGUUCAAAUAGCUCCUGAUGUUGCUGUAUAUCCAGAUACAGCAUUUGUUCCAAGGCCCGCUUUUUCCACCGUAAUACCCCCUCCUCCCAGUGAUGUAAAUGGAAAUCCACAUGCGCGGAUAAUAUGUGAGGUAGCAGUAGGCCAAAGUGUUGGUUAUUUAAAACAAAAGUGCUUGACUUGGAUGCGCGAACAAUACGUUCGUGCGGUUAGUAGUAUUAAGAUUUUAAAACCAAGGCCAGGGAUUCGAGAACCUACUACUGGUUAUUUUUAUAGAACAAUGACGGCGAAACUUUAUCGUCAAAGAAUGGCAACACAAAGAUGGGAUUUUGGAAAUGUUAAAAAAAAUUCAAGAGAUCCUAUCCGUGAUCCUACUCCCUGUAAUGCACCAAAUUGA
This is a messenger RNA of Dentiscutata heterogama, 675 nucleotides long. NCBI's taxonomy places the organism in Eukaryota, Fungi, Glomeromycota, Glomeromycetes, Diversisporales, Gigasporaceae. The record is from the annotation of a GenBank genome assembly.